AUGUGUGAACUUGCACGUAAUUCAGUUAUACAAAGUGGAUUUGAAAUGUCUAUUAAAAAACAUUGGCUAGGAAAGGAAUGGUUUAUGCCUGGAAGAAGAGGAAAUGAUAUUCACAAAACUAAUGUUCCCGAUAUAAGAAUGGACUUUCGUUAUGAAAAUUUACUUGAAGAACUUAAAUUGCUCUCAAAAUAUUCAAAAUCAUCAUCGCCAUUUGUCUGUAACACAAUUCAUCUUUCUUCGCCUCAACCAGGGGCGCGUCAAAAUUCCAUAUUGAUUUUAUCUGACAAUGAUCUUCAUAUUGUACCGGGGAUUUCAUUGAGAGUGUCUCAAAAGGGAAAACUUGAAACGGUGGAAGAUAAGGAUGAAGAGAGUGAUUAUUUUGGCUCGGCUCAAUGA
This is a messenger RNA of Racocetra fulgida, 396 nucleotides long. The record is from the annotation of a GenBank genome assembly. NCBI's taxonomy places the organism in Eukaryota, Fungi, Glomeromycota, Glomeromycetes, Diversisporales, Gigasporaceae.